UAUUACUGAAAAAAAUAGGUUCCUGCUCCAUGAUGAGUGCUGUUUGGAGUCAAAAUACACUGAAGGCCAACCUGGAGAGCCUCCAGUGUCACUUCACAUGGAACUUGAACCCCCAUAGAUCCAAACUGUUUCUUCUCAGGGAUAAGUUGGAAGACAUUGGCACUGUGGAGGGAUACAGCUGGCUGGGACAUAUUUACAAUUUACAGGGUUACAUACAUUACCAACUUGGAAUCACUAAAGAUGCCCUGCAUUUCUUCAGCAGGGCUGCGGAGGCUUUGCGUCAGAUGAGAAAUACUAUCCCAGAGGAGGGCCCUUGGCUAGUGGUCAACUAUGGGAACUUGGCUUGGCUGCACUACCAAAUGGGAAAACGGGCAGAAAGUCAAACUUACCUGUCAAAGGUUGAUAUCCUUCUGAAUGAAUAUCCUUCUCCAUGUCAUGGGGAACUCCACCCAGAGAUCUGUGCUGAAAAGGCCUGGGCUCUGAUGAAAUUUGGAAAAGAAUAUGCCCUCCCGGCGGUGGAAUAUUUUCAGAGAGCCAUCAGGAUGCAGCCGGACAUGAUUGAGUGGCACACAAGUCAUGUCUUAGCAAUAGUGAGCACUUGUAAGCUUUAUAAAACACAACUAGAUGUGAACACCUUUGAGAAAAUUAAAAUAGCUCUGAAACACGACCCAAAAAAUUUGUACCUUUCAACAAUUUACCUGGCAGCUUGCGCUGCUGGAGGAAGGAGAAUUGAAGGUGAAGCCUGCCAAUUGGCAAAGAAGAUUUUGAAAAACCCUGUCAGCAGCUACAGUGGUAUUAAACCAUUGCUUAAACUGUACAGAGUUUAUUUAUCAAUUGAUGAAGCUCUUGACUUGGCAGAGGAAGCACUUGAAAGACAUCCAGGAGAACGUUAUCUGAAGCGGUGUGCUGCAAUCUGCUACAAAAAGAAAAUCUUUUUAUACAGAGACAUUUCGCUGCAACAAAUCUUGAUUGACAAGGCAAUCAGUCUUUAUAAAGAAGUUAUUGCUCUUUAUCAUCAAUCUUCACUCAAAAGAAAAAUAACUCUUGCCAACAUAUAUGUAAAGUCAACUCACAACCAAGCUAAAGCUGAUGAGAUAUUUGAGGAACUACUAUACCAGAGUGAUCAGGAACCUGGAGACAGGCAGAUGGUUUAUAGCUAUUAUGCAAAAUAUUUACACCUCAUUCAGAAGCAGAGCUACAAGUCAAUAGAAUAUUACAUGAGGGCAGCAGCAAUACAGCAUCCAUCUGUACAUCGUGUAAACAGCAUCCAAAUUCUAAAGAAAAUUAGGCAAAGGAAUAGAAACCGAAUGUGUACAGAAAUUGAGGAGUUUCUUGACAACCUACCAGACUGA
Syngnathoides biaculeatus (alligator pipefish) is the source of this 1352-nucleotide messenger RNA. Its product is annotated as interferon-induced protein with tetratricopeptide repeats 1-like. Gene Ontology annotation, cellular component: cytosol. Bases 30 to 1352 code for a protein of 440 amino acids. Lineage: Eukaryota; Metazoa; Chordata; Actinopteri; Syngnathiformes; Syngnathidae. The record is from RefSeq and is a predicted model, not a curated record. Gene Ontology annotation, biological process: defense response to virus. The transcript is spliced from 2 exons. Gene Ontology annotation, molecular function: protein binding.